Molecule: messenger RNA, 2894 nt
Organism: Brassica oleracea var. oleracea
Lineage: Eukaryota; Viridiplantae; Streptophyta; Magnoliopsida; Brassicales; Brassicaceae
Exons: 2
Coding region: 865-1749 (294 amino acids)
Source: RefSeq, a predicted model, not a curated record
AAUGGGCCCAUCUAGGCCCGUUUAGCCCUAAUGAUGACGCCUUGGGAGACGCGGUACCCUUUCCUUAUAAAUACCCUUCUCGCCUUUCAUUCUUCUCAUUCUUCUGCAGACUCAGGUACUUUCUCUCUCCUCUCUUCCACUUCUCUCUCUAGCUUUUGAUCGUAGAUCUUUUUAGGAAGCGUACGAGUUGUUCUCGAUAAUCUUCAUGUCGUCGGGCGGUAGGUUAUCUCGUGAACAAAAAGGGAAAGCAGUGGCGGCUAGUUCGAAUCCUAGUUCGAGUCCUGUGAGGGACGCAGUCGGAGAUCCUCUCGCCACACUUGAGUCGAUUCAUCGCGAGGCUAUGAUGGAUACUGAGAAUAUGGACACGCCGCAGUGAGCUUUGGUUGCCGAGUCAGCGAGGCAACUUCGCGAAGAAAGAGUGCACGCCGCAUCCGAUGCUCAGGAUUGCGCGAGAGACGGUCGUGCGGAGCGAGUGACGGGGAAGAUACUCCUCCUGACUUUGUUCCAACCUGCUACCAUCCUGGUGGGAUCUUCGAGGAACUUCCAUCAUUAGCGUCGGAGUUGAUGCAUUCUCCGACCGCAAAGGGACAGUCUUGGGGAAACGUCGAACAGACUUGGUCGACUCCGAGCAGUGUGAAGAUUCUACUCAGAAGGUGUAGCGGAGUCGGGGUGACUUUUCUUAUCCCCACGAAGGCUCAUAGGCCGUGGUCUCUGCCGAUAGGGUUCUAGUGUGUUUAUGAGUCAUACUUUGAAGAUGAGACGAGACUCUGGUUCACGAUUCCUCGACUCCUGACGUCCUAUGCGAGGCGUCGCGAUGCAGCAAUUUCCCAAUUCCUGAAUGGCUCAUUUCGUCUUGCAGUCGCGAUGAUGGUGAAGGCAGCAGAGAUCGAUGUGUUGAUGAGCGUCCGAGCUUUCGAGGAGCUGACGUAUCUUAAAUCGAUGGGAGAGGGACUUUUCUCGAUUCAGAUGAGGCCGAACUAUAACGUGAUGGCUGGACAUCCCAACAAGACGUCUUACUGGCAGCGUUAUUAUUUCUUCGUUAAGUCGGAUGGGUUUUCCUUUGAAGACCCGCCCGACGACAGCUUUCGAGCUUUAUGGAACCCCAAUCUUGGUAGAAUGCAAUCAUUAGUAAGUGAUGACUUUGAUUUCUCGUUUCUUAUCACUUCUCUUUUUUGUUGUGCAGUUGACCAUCCGGAUACGGCCACUUAUCCCGAAGAGUUCAUAGCGAGUGCUCGCGCUGUCGCAUCGCUUUCUCAAGAUCGAUGGGAGAACAUCACUGUCGAGAAGAUUCGACGUCUUUCCGACAGGAUUUCCAAAAGGGAAUGGAGGUCUGACCUAUUUCCCACUGUUGUUGGCAACAAGCGAUGGCUUUCGUUGUUUACUAAAGCAGAGCAGAAGCAGAUCAACGCAGCUAGGAAAAUGAAGGCAUUACCGGAUCUGAGUGCGAUUCUUGGAAAGAGGUUGGGGGGUUCGUCGAGUAAUGAACCAAUGGUAGUUUUUAGCGAGGCGAUUCGAGAAGAAACUUUGGCUGCGAGUCCUCGUUCGGCAGCGGUCCCCGAUCCAUUGGAUACCGAGCUCGCGGAGGAGAGCCUUGCUCCAGAGGUCGUUGAACCGGAGAAGGUUAAUAAGAAAGGAAAAGAAGUGGGCUGCUUCCGGUCCUUCCGUUUCAUCAGUCGAAGGGGUUUGGCGGAUGCGCAAUCAGACGAGCCUCCUAAGAAAAAGACGAAGAAAAAGAAGAAGAAGAAGUGAUGCGCCUCAGUUCAUGGAUCAGUACAUGAAACCGGACCAGACUGAAGAUCAGACCGUUCAGAACGACUCAGCCGAGGUUCGUCUAUCCGACCUUGACGAUCAGGACGUUCGAGCUGUGUAUCGUCUCGACCCGCUUACAUCUGGAAUGGAGCUUCAGCCAGAUCCACGACCAGAUGUCCGAACUAACCGCACCAGAGCUCGUCCUUCCCAACCAUCUCGACAAGCCAAAGCCAACAGCCGAGCCAGACUUGACUUAGGUCGUGAGGUUUCCCAAAACGGUCACGACUUCUCUCUUUUGGGCCGUUUGGUUCGUACUAAGUGUCCUAAAGGCCAAACCGACGGACUGUCUUCCAUGUCUGACGCACUGAAGGAUUUCUAUCACUCAGAUUUCUCUAAGGCACGAAUUAUCAAGCUAUCUGAGGACUUAGGCCGCAUCAGUGCACUGCUUGAUCACCCGGCGGACUGUCCAGACCGUCCCGCGUUCGUCCAGCUCCUUACCGUGAUCGAACCAACUUGGUCGGAUGAAUCUAGACAUCAGCCGAAGGGUCACCUUGACCAGAUCUGAUCUGAAGAGUUUAUUUGACUGCCUUUCAACAUUCUCAGUCAACUUUGUCAUUUCCUAAGUGUUUUAUUUAUGUCUUGUUUUGACCACAAGUAGUAUAAGUAUGUAAACUCUUUCUCAUAAUCAAUGAAUCGAUUUUCUUUCAAAGUUUAUGAGUUUAUCUCUUUGUUCUUCGCUUAGAACAGUCUUGUUUCUUGUCGAGUGAUUCUCCAAGUAAACAAAUCUACCCUUGUUGGUCUUGACGUAACAUUUUAAACCACAAUCGAAGCCGGUAGUAUCAAGAGGUCUUUCCACAACCUUUUGUGUCGCCUUUCAAACCACCUAGUUCUCCCAUUUUUGGUGAGUUCAUAUCCAAAAUCCCGUUGAGUGAUCCUGUCCGAAUCUAGGACGUAUCAAAGUGGUAUCAGAGCCACUCAACCGGUACUAUCUAUCCAUCAAUCUUCUCAUCUUCCAUUUUUUUCUAACUCUUUUCAUCUUCUUCUUUCUAUCUCAAAUCCGGGCCAUCUCUUUACCAGUCACUAGUUUAUAAAAAAAAAAGAAAAGAGAUCUAUAUAAAAAAAAAAAAAAAGAGAAAAAGAAUCAA